AUUGUUAUCCCGAGCAUUUGCUAUCCGAGUAUCAUAUGCUUGAUUUGCCAAACCGAAAGGGGUUAUGCAAUCGCCUGUCUCUCGAACUGAACUGCACUGAACUGAGGCUUCCACCUGGUAUCCUGGUAUCCUGGCAUUCUGGCGUUCUGGCAUCCUGACAACGCUUUUGCAAUGGGAUUCCCGUCUAAAAUACCUCACAAAAAUGCCUUAGCUAACCAACCUGCUGGAAUCUUAUUUUGUCAGCGUAAUGACAGGCUAAGCAGUCGAAAUUCCCAAACUCCCAUUUAUUUUCCACUGGCACCGAAAAAUGCUUAUGGCCCCCGGGCGCAGAGCAUUCCCUGGUCCUCUGGCUCUGGUGCUUGUGGCUCGCAGUUGAGAGUCGAGUGCCAAAGAGGACGCUUCGCCCAGGCCAGAAACUCCCGGUCUGAAUUAGCCGCCCGAGACUUGCAGCCCCAGGCCUGGCUCCAUCCGCAUCCGUGGGUGGCACUUGACUCCAAACAUUUUCGCCUAUCUGGGUUACAGGGCCUACUUGCGCUACGUGCAAUCACAGCCAGAGGAGAAAAUGUCGCUGAAUCCGAAUGGGUAUAAACUGUCCGAGAGGACGGGCAAACUGACGGCAUAUGAUCUCAUGCCCACCACAGUGACCGCUGGCCCGGAGACACGGGAGUUCCUGCUGAAGGUAAUCGACGUGCUUCUGGACUUUGUGAAGGCCACUAACGACCGCAAUGAGAAGGUCCUGGACUUCCACCAUCCCGAGGACAUGAAGCGUCUGCUCGAUCUGGAUGUUCCCGAUCGCGCCUUGCCGCUGCAGCAGCUCAUCGAAGACUGCGCCACCACACUGAAGUACCAAGUCAAGACGGGACAUCCCCACUUCUUCAACCAGUUGUCCAACGGUCUGGACCUGAUCUCCAUGGCAGGAGAGUGGCUGACGGCCACGGCCAACACCAACAUGUUCACCUAUGAGAUUGCGCCAGUUUUCAUCCUGAUGGAGAAUGUGGUGCUGACCAAGAUGCGUGAGAUUAUUGGCUGGUCGGGUGGCGAUUCCAUUCUGGCCCCCGGAGGUUCCAUCUCCAAUCUGUAUGCCUUCCUGGCUGCGCGACACAAGAUGUUCCCGAACUACAAGGAGCACGGCUCGGUGGGAUUGCCGGGUACACUGGUGAUGUUCACCUCGGAUCAGUGUCAUUACUCGAUCAAAUCAUGUGCCGCCGUUUGUGGACUGGGCACCGAUCACUGCAUUGUGGUGCCCUCGGAUGAGCACGGCAAGAUGAUCACCUCGGAGCUGGAGCGACUGAUCCUGGAGCGCAAGGCCAAGGGCGACAUCCCCUUCUUCGUGAACGCCACUGCCGGCACCACUGUGCUGGGAGCCUUCGAUGAUAUCAACACGAUUGCAGAUAUCUGCCAGAAGUACAACUGCUGGAUGCACAUCGAUGCUGCUUGGGGCGGCGGAUUGUUGAUGUCGCGUAAGCAUCGUCAUCCCAGAUUUACUGGUGUUGAGCGGGCCGAUUCGGUCACCUGGAAUCCCCACAAGCUCAUGGGAGCCCUGCUCCAGUGCUCCACGAUCCACUUCAAGGAGGAUGGCCUGCUCAUCAGCUGCAACCAGAUGUCGGCGGAGUAUCUCUUCAUGACCGACAAGCAGUACGACAUUAGCUACGACACCGGCGACAAGGUGAUCCAGUGCGGCCGGCACAACGACAUCUUCAAGCUGUGGCUCCAGUGGCGGGCCAAGGGAACCGAGGGAUUCGAGCAGCAGCAGGACCGCCUCAUGGAGCUGGUCCAGUACCAGCUGAAGCGCAUCCGGGAGCAGUCCGACCGCUUCCACCUGAUCCUCGAGCCGGAGUGCGUCAACGUCUCCUUCUGGUACGUGCCCAAGCGACUGAGAGGAGUGCCACACGAUGCCAAGAAGGAGGUGGAGCUGGGAAAGAUCUGCCCCAUCAUCAAGGGCCGCAUGAUGCAGAAGGGAACGCUGAUGGUGGGCUACCAGCCCGACGAUCGCCGGCCCAACUUCUUCCGCUCGAUCAUCUCGUCGGCGGCGGUCAACGAGGCGGAUGUGGACUUCAUGCUGGACGAGAUCCAUCGCCUGGGCGACGACUUGUAAGGGGUUUCAGUCUGGUUCGGUUCGGGUCGGCUCGGCUUCGAUUGGUAUGGGUAAGAUCACACAACCAAGAAGUAUCAUUUAGGUAAAAGCAUAUCAGAAGACCGGCUGAAGAACCGGGUAUGAUGGGUAUGAUGGGUAUCCCGGUAGUCAUCAGAGUUCAAUGUUAAAUGUAAAUUUGUUUGUAUCUAUAACGUGUUGCUAGAUGUUCCUUUACGAUUUCUCAUUCUGUUAUCCGUUGACCGUUAUUCGUUAAGCGUCGUUAUCCGUUCGUCCCGGAGUUGGAAAAAAAAAAAUACUAUGUAUAAUCGAGGCGUUUUACUUUUACGUUCGUUGGCAACUAUAUCUAAAUCGAUGGACAUAGAGGAGAAUCCACAAGUAAUAUUUGAAUAUCUAUAUGUAUACCGCAAAUAACGAUAGAAUUCAGAGCAUAGAAGCCACCGCUCCACACACGCACCACCAAAUUGAAAAACAGUCCCAGCCCCACACUAAAGUAAUAUGAUAUAAUGCUAUAUAUACGAUAUAGAAACUGUUGGAACGCUAUCUUAACAUAUCAGGAGAAGAUGAAGAGCAGUUAAGGACCUUAGUUCAAUUCGUUGAUUUCACUUUGUUUGCAAAUAGAGAAUGUUUUCAAAUAUAUUUUAUCUAUGGCCAUGCGUACCUUUAUAAAAAUGAGAUCGAAAGAGACCUGUGCUUGUUAAUUGUAUAGACAAACCAAAGAGAGGGCAUCUGAACCGCAGAUCCCAUUUAGUCCAUGUAUCGAACUGUGCUAUAUAUAGAGACAUGAAUACGUAUAAUCGAAUUAGUUGGAGUUUAGUUACCACAAAAUGGCUGACAAACAUAUAUUGCCCGGAGUCAAUUAAGCUCAAUUACGAAUGUUGGAAGAUUCUGAUUUUAGUUAAGUUUUAAUCAGUUAGUUGCUCCAGAAAGGUUGGAAUGGUAAGUCCCUAUAUUGAAAGAACACAAUCAGACAUAUUACAUUCUACCUGUGCACGAAACUUGUUUGUCAAUUCCUCAAAAGUAACAAAAUAAUGGCAUAAAAAGUAAAACAAACACCUAUAGUACUUUAAAGCGUGUUAUCUAAGUUUAUUAAGCAUCGCGCUCAUCUUGUGUAUGUAUAAAUUAAUGUAUGUAUAUGUAUUCGCAGAGAUCCAAAUCAAAGCCAGAACAAGAAUUAUUCCAACAUCUAUAUAAAUGCAAAUGAAUAUAUUAUAUAUAUGAAUAUAUGGGUAAAAUAAAUAAAAGUAACCAAA
Drosophila erecta is the source of this 3345-nucleotide messenger RNA. It is a transcript of the gene Gad1, whose product is annotated as glutamate decarboxylase. Lineage: Eukaryota; Metazoa; Arthropoda; Insecta; Diptera; Drosophilidae. Gene Ontology annotation, molecular function: pyridoxal phosphate binding; carboxy-lyase activity. The record is from RefSeq and is a predicted model, not a curated record. Gene Ontology annotation, biological process: carboxylic acid metabolic process. The coding region runs from base 563 to 2095 and encodes 510 amino acids. The transcript has 8 exons. Gene Ontology annotation, cellular component: cytoplasm.